This is a messenger RNA of Dictyostelium discoideum AX4, 723 nucleotides long. RefSeq lists its product as hypothetical. NCBI's taxonomy places the organism in Eukaryota, Evosea, Eumycetozoa, Dictyosteliales, Dictyosteliaceae. Bases 1 to 723 code for a protein of 240 amino acids. The record is from RefSeq and is a predicted model, not a curated record. The transcript has a single exon.
AUGGAAAUUAUUAAUUACCUUCCACCAGCUGCUUGUGAAAAUUGUCCACAACAUAAAUAUUGUACAAGAUGUUAUUUCCAACAACUUCAAUUUAUGUCUGCACUUACCAUUCACCAAAAAGAAAUUUCACAACCUAAAAAAAGGAAAAAUACUGGUCAUGAUGAACCAAAUUCAAAUUUCUAUGAAUCUGACAUAGAGUCAGAUGACGAUGAUGAACAACAACAACAACAACAACAACAACAACAACAACAACAACAACAACAACAACAACAACAACAACAACAACAACAACAACAACAACAACAACAACAACAACAACAACAACAAGAACCAGAUUCCGGAACUGAAACCGAAAUCCAAAUUGAAUUUGAUGAUGAAAUGGAAUCUUAUCAUGGAACUGUAUCAGAAUUUGAUACAAGUUAUAGUGAAAUGGAAUCAGAAUUUGAAGAAUCUGAUUAUUCAGAAUUUGAGUUGGAUAAUUAUGAAAAUAAUAAUUUUAAUUUUAUGAAACCCCAAAAUAAUAACAAAUCUUAUCAAAAUAAUAAAUAUAAUAAAUAUAAUAAUAAAUAUAGUAAUAAUAAUAAUAAUGCUUAUAAAAACCAUAAUAAAUAUGAUAAUAAUUAUAAUAAUAAAUAUAAUAAUAAAUAUAAUAAUAAUAAAUAUAAUAAAAACAAAAAAUAUCAAAAAUAUGAAAAUAAUCAAAUAUUAAGUUUUUUAAAUUAA